This is a messenger RNA of Mercurialis annua (annual mercury), 515 nucleotides long. Its product is annotated as NADH dehydrogenase [ubiquinone] iron-sulfur protein 5-B. The transcript is spliced from 2 exons. Gene Ontology annotation, biological process: mitochondrial respiratory chain complex I assembly. Bases 90 to 344 code for a protein of 84 amino acids. Lineage: Eukaryota; Viridiplantae; Streptophyta; Magnoliopsida; Malpighiales; Euphorbiaceae. The record is from RefSeq and is a predicted model, not a curated record.
UUGCCUCCCACCCGUCCCCCACCCCGGCAUUUUGGUUCAGCACUAAACUCACCUAUUGAAAGUAUCGGGGUUAUUUGGAACGGCGAGAAAUGGCGUCGGGAUGGGGAAUUACAGGAAACAAAGGCAGAUGCUACGAUUUCUGGGUUGACUUUAGCGAGUGUAUGUCUCGUUGCAGAGAGCCUAAGGAUUGCGGUCUUCUUCGUGAAGACUACCUCGAGUGUCUUCACCACUCUAAAGAGUUUCAACGAAGAAAUCGUAUUUAUAAGGAGGAGCAGCGUAAACUACGAGCAGCCUCACGAAAGGUCACAGAGGGUGGUGAUGGCACUGACAAGCACCAUGCGUAGCGAUAAUUUGAUCAUCUUCUUAAAAUCUUGUAAUAAAGAAUGCAUGGAGAUGUUUCUUUCCAUUUAUUUGACAUUUUAACUCGAUUCAAGUUCUGCUGUUGUUGUCUGUUUCAAACGGAGAUGGGAAUGCGAGUCUUUUUGAUUUUUGUGCAAUAAUCGUGCACUCACCAA